Molecule: messenger RNA, 1482 nt
Organism: Aspergillus clavatus NRRL 1
Lineage: Eukaryota; Fungi; Ascomycota; Eurotiomycetes; Eurotiales; Aspergillaceae
Product: alpha-mannosyltransferase
Exons: 1
Coding region: 1-1482 (493 amino acids)
Biological process (GO): mannan biosynthetic process
Cellular component (GO): Golgi apparatus
Molecular function (GO): alpha-1,2-mannosyltransferase activity
Source: RefSeq, a predicted model, not a curated record
AUGUGGAAAUUGAGGCAACGUGGCUUGAGCAGAAAGCUUUUUGCGACCUUGCUGGCCCUCUUCUUGAUCAUUAUUCUUCUUCGGGAGGUGAACUUGUAUAUUAGCGCCACAUCUCGCAGGUCAUUUCUCGAACGUCGGGCUAGUCUCUGGGAUCGUCUCCAUCCCCUUCUUGAGGCAAAUCGGCCGAAUUGUCCUUCUCCCGUUUUGCAUGGCAGUGCAGGUACCCCGAGAUUCGACCCGGUCAACGAUACACCACGCCCAAACUAUAUCUCCAAUUCCGACGAGCUCCAGGGGCCCUUGCAAACGACGCAUGAUAGCGUUAUUCGAGCUAUCCGGGACUUGCCGCUUGACCGUGCCUAUAUCCCUAGGACGAAGGGCAUCGUUUCAGCUGCGGGCGGGACAUACCUGCCGACGUUUGUCGUGUCUUUGCGCAUGCUCCGGCGGACCGGGUCAAAGUUGCCGGUGGAGAUUUUUGUCAAGGACUCUGCGGAGUACGAGCCAUACAUAUGUGAGGAGGUUCUGCCGGCGCUGGGUGCGAACUGCCUCGUGCUCUCGGACGUUCUGGCGAGCCAAGGUAGCACAGGAUCCAGCCGCAAUAUCGAGCAUUUUCAGAUCAAAUCCUUCGCGAUUCUCUUUUCAUCCUUUGAGAAAGUUCUCUGGUUGGAUGCCGACUGUGUUCCCCUCCACGACCCCUCCACACUAUUGGGGUCUGAACCUUUUACAUCCGCGGGCCUCGUUAGCUGGCCUGAUUUCUGGGCUAAUACCGCGUCUCCGUUGUAUUUCAACAUCUCUCGUCAGCCGGAGUUGGCCAUGACCGCCCGACCAGCGACAGAGGCUGGAAUGCUCCUAGUCUCUAAAAGGGACCACUUCUUAACUCUCCUCCUCGCCGCCUACUACAACUACUAUGGGCCGUCUCAUUACUACCCUUUGCUCGACCAGGGUGCGCCGGGAGAAGGCGAUAAGGACACCUUCAUUCAGGCUGCAGCGGUCCUGGGUGAGAAGUAUUAUGUCGUCCAAGAACCUGUAUCGGACCUGGGGCAUCCUGCUUCUGAUGGCGGUGUGAUAGGUGCGGCAAUGCUCCACGCUGACCCGAUCCAAGACUACUAUUCAUCGCAGCCGACGAAGUGGUACCGGAAGAGUCGAGUAGCGGAUCAACCGCCGCGGGGAUUCUUCGUUCAUGCAUACAGUCCUGAGUUCAAUCCUGGAGAGGACCUCCUCGGUCCUAAGUCGCGGAAUCGUGAUGGCAGCCCUGGGAGAGUAUGGACUGCUCCCAAAAAAGCCAUCCAACGCUUCGGGUACGAUGUCGAGAAAGCGUAUUGGGAAGAGGCCAAAACCGUGGGCUGCACACUGGAGCACUCAUUUGGUACGUGGGAGUCCAAAUCCGGGGUAUGUAGUGGAGUCCAAGCCCACUGGAAAGCAGUGUUUGAGGAUAGAUCUGCGGAAAAUCCAAUGUUCACAACAGAAGAUUCACCCGUUUUCUGA